Molecule: messenger RNA, 1813 nt
Organism: Prorocentrum cordatum
Lineage: Eukaryota; Dinophyceae; Prorocentrales; Prorocentraceae
Source: the annotation of a GenBank genome assembly
GGUCGUCCCCGGCGCCGCGCUCGGCUCCCGCAAGAAGCUGCGCAUGAACGAGCCCCUGAUCGGCCCCAACGCGCAGCACUACUGCAAGGCCGCGCUGGACUCCAGCUGGAUCGGGGUCGAGGGCCCCUACGUGCGGCGGCUCGAGCGGCAGCUGGCCGAGAUCUGCGGCUGCUCCUCGGCGUGCGCGGUGCAGAGCGGCACGGCGGCGCUGUACGGGGCCAUCAAGGCGCUGGGCGUCUCCGAUCCCUCGCACCACGUGCUGGUGCCGGCGUUCACCUGCGCGGCGUGCGCCGACGCUGUGGUGCACGCGGGCGGGCGCCCCGUGCCGAUCGACUGCGAGAUGGACUCCUACGCCAUCUCCCUGGAGGCCGUCCGCAAAGCCCUGGAUUCCGACCAGGCCGUCGUCGGCGUCGUCAUCGCGCCCUGCUACGGGGUGCCCGCGCGCGAUUUCAACGAGGUGCUGGCGUUGUGCAGGGAGCGCGGCCUGUGGCUGUGCGAGGACGCUUGCGAGUCCUACGGGGCCGCGAAGGCGAUGCCGCCCAGCCAGGACGGGCCCGCCAAGGUGCCCGUCGGUGCCCUCGCGACCCUGUCGGUGGUGUCCAUCCGCUCCGAGAAGAUGGUCGGCGUGGGCGAGGGCGGGGCGAUCCUCGGCAACGACCCCACCCUGGUGGCGCGCGCCAAGUGGUGGUGUUCCCGGGCGCCCUCCCGCGGUGUGGGCCUGUGGCGCGUCUACGAGCACGACGCGGUCGGGCAGAAUUUCCGGCUCCCCGAGAUGCUGGCAGCCGUCGGUAGCGCGGCUGCCGAGAUGUUGCCCACGAUGAUCGAGCGCAAGCGGAAGAUACACGGCUGGUACGAGAAGUUCUUCGCCAGGAGCCCUGUGCUGCAGGCGAUCAAGCUGCAGAAGGAGUCGCCCGGGGACGAGUCGGUGUGGUGGAUCACCGCGGCGCUUCUGCCGGACGGGAUGAAUGGCGAGAAGGUGGGGAUGCAGCUGAUGAAGGAGUGCCCAGACAUCGAGAUUCGGCCAGGAUUCUUCCCCCUUGGCCAGAUGGGCAUCUUCAAGUCGGACUGGAACCAGCCGUGCCCGAACGCCGAGGCACUGUACCACGGCAUGGUGUGCCUUCCCUCCUCCAACCAGCUGCUCGAGGCUGACAUCGAGCGCAUUUGCGGGGCGCUCGAGGAUGCCAUCGGGCAGGUGCGAGCCAGGGCGGCCGAGGAGUCGCCCAAGGACUGAGCGAGGGGGCCAGCAUGCUCCCCCAUUCGCGCCCCUCUCAGCCGCGUCGCUCCUCGACCCUCGCCGCGGCCCACGCGCCGCGCACAGCGGCCCGCGAUCCGAGCGGCCGCGCCUCCCCCGGCCGUUGCUCGGGGCGGCGGGCGCUCUCGCCGGGCACCUCUCGCCGGCCGCUGCGCUUGGCAGCAGCCACGCGGCGGGCUCUUUUCGGGACUCUCAGCGGCCCCGCGCGCGGUCCGUGCCGUCACCGCGCGCCGAGGAUCGGAGGGCCUGGCGGGAGCCGCCGUGCGGGGGGGGGGUAUUAUGCUCCGCUGCCCUCACACGUACGGUCCGGCCGAGGUAUGAGAGCGAGGGCGCGCGGAAGGCGUCGGUGGAGCAGGCUCCCCCCUCGCGGCUCCCGCCCAGGGCUUCCGCAGCUGUGCCAGCUGCUUUGUUCUUGCUUCCUUCUUGUCUCGGCCCUUGGUCGCCCCUCUCCGUUCUCUCACGUCUCCGCUUUCGCGCCCCAGCGUGCGCGCGGCGCGCCUCCCCGGUGCGCACGUGUGCCGGCGCGCGGGGGGGGGCAAAAUGACGACCACGGAGGCCGCA